UUAAGACAAAAGUUACUGUAAUAACCUUUCAAAAUUGCGAGUUUUGUACGGAAACUUUUUCAAAUUAGUGAUAGCUGUGAUUCCAUUGCUAUUUGCAUUCCAUUUGGAAAGCAGAUAAGCAGGGGGUGUAGUAAAUCUGAUCAGCAGUCAUUUUCUACAACUCCGCUGCAUAAUCAUGCAAAAAAAUUUCAUUGCAAAUUGUACGAAGAGGAAAAAAAUUAUAAAAUGGAAUGUUCUUCAGCUGCUCAAGGAAGUUCAAAAUGUAGUUCAUUGAUUUCAAAGAAGAAGUGCGAAAUGCAAAAACAGAUGUCUGUUGAAAAUAGUUUUACAUUAAAGAAGAUAUGGGAUAUUAAUGAUGAAAAGUCUAAGCAAAUUCAUAGAAAAAUUGCUAUUAUGAUUGCUUUAGAUAAUCGACCAUUUAGUAUAACCGAGGAUGAUGGAUUUUAUUGGUUUAAUGGCUUUUUUACAACCAAGAUACCUAAUUCCAAGUAGGCAUUGUUUUUCAGAUUUUUAAUGAAAUUGCUAAGUCACAGUACAUAAGUUUUACUUCAGAUAUUUGGACUUGUCCGACAUCUCAUGAAACAUUUAUUUCCUUAUCAGGACAUUGGAUUAAAAAAAAUUUUGAGCACAAAGAUGCUGUACUCUAUGCUUCACAUUUUCCAGAAGCUCACACAGGGAUAAACAUAGCUGGAAAAUUUAUAAAUAUGUUAGAAAGCUGGGAAAUUAAUGCACCAAGAAGACAUAUUUUAGUCAAAGAUGGUGCUGCUACUAUGUCACUAGGCUGUAAACUUAUUCAAAUAUCAUCAGUCCAUUGCACAAUCCACUUAUUGCAACUCGUGAUAAAGGCAUGUACAGAAUUUAAGUUACUGCUACAACAACAAAAUGAAAACACACCUCUACUUUUGGUUCAAGAUGUGCCUACUCGCUGGAAUAGUGCGUACUUGAUGUUAGAGCAACUUCAAAAACUUAAAAGAGCAGUUCAAAUGUAUUUAGCUGAUCAUAAUGAAUUGCCAACAUUUGCAUCAAAUGAUUGGAAAUUCAUUGAAAAUUUAUUAUAUGUUUUAAAGCCUUUUUAUGAACUUACUAAUGCUAUGAGUUCUGAACUUUGUAGUUUAUCAACAGUAGUUCCGAAUAUAUGUACUUUACAAAGAUUUUUAUCAAAAAUUGAUCAAAAAGAUGAUGCAGUUCAAAUAACAAAUCAACUUAUAGAAUCUUUAAAUAAGAGAUUCUUUUCUCAUGAUAAUCUCAAUAUAACAGAUGAUGAAAGAUAUGUUUUACCCACCAUUAUUGAUCCAAAUUUCUUCCUGUUGAUAAGAGAGCACAAGCAAGAUCAAUGCUAUUAGAUGCUGUAGUAAAAAAUCAAAGAAAUAUAACUGGACUUUCACCAGUUGUUAUUAAUAGAGCUACCAGCUCCACCGCCACUAUCUCCAAUCAUUUAAUGCCAAAUUCCAAAAAAAAAAAAGUUGAUUUGGAAGAGAAUGACUUUAACUCCUGCCUUUUAGAACUUGCAGAGUAUGAAGGAAAUUUAGAACAAAAUAGUAAAACAAAUCCUGAUCAAGUCUCGCUUGUAAAAGCUGCUCAAGAAGUUGAUUUUUUCUUUAAUCACUCGAUUAUAGAAAAAAAAGAAGACGUUUUUAAUUACUGGAAACAUGAAGAGAAGUUUCCACUUCUAAAAGAGUUAGCUCUUAAAUUAUUAGCACCUCCAGCAUCCUCUGUAUUUUCGGAGCGAUUGUUUUCCGAAUAUGGAAAUAUUUUCGAGAAAAAGCGAUCGAGGCUGUUACCUCAAUGUGGAGAAAUGUUACUAUUUAUUCAUCAUAAUGGAAAUAAAUUUAUAAAUGAGUGAUAAACUGAUGUGUUUGUUGCAUUUAAAUUUAAUUGUAU
Messenger RNA from Hydra vulgaris (swiftwater hydra), 1881 nucleotides. The record is from RefSeq and is a predicted model, not a curated record. Lineage: Eukaryota; Metazoa; Cnidaria; Hydrozoa; Anthoathecata; Hydridae.